GCAAAUCACAUGCACAAACACAUACAUACACCACUAGCUGCAUCGCUGGGUCGCGCACAUAGAACAGUUGCAGCGGUUCUGUCCGCAUUGAAUUAUUAUUAUUACUACUUUUUAGAAUUCCCAACACUGGCUGCAUCAGUUAUCGAAUAAUUUGUGUUGCAAUCUUCACCUCUCAUCUGCACACCGCCAAAGGUCCUGACCGCGGUGCAUCGCUCUUCUCGCCACCGCUCGAUCUUUUUAGAAUCUCUCUCUCAUCCUGUUGGUUCCGUCCAACUCUUCACCAUGCUUCCCAAACUCAACCUGGACGGCACACUCAAAAAGCGCACCUCCAGUAUGCAGGAGCGCAUGACAGAGGAAGGUCAACCCGGGGUGUACUCCCCUCGUAUAUCCUCCAGUCAGGUGCCGAAGCUGCCCGCUUGUGAUGCCCGGCUCCCUUCAGCCCCUUCCGCUGCCGCCAACGCGGGCAUCUCCCCCUCCUCCUCCCCUUCCAACUCCACCUCUCUCUCCGUCUCAGGCGGGGCCGUGGUGCUGCCUUCACCGCACUCAUCCCCGCAUGAGAACACGCUCGUGGAGGAGGGGCUCGUGGGCAUCUCCGACCCGGAGAUGGUCUCCAUCUUGGCAGCCAAGUCGCGCCACGGCUCAGUGGAUCGCUCGCCCAGCAGUGACCGCCUCAGCGCCGGCGGCAGCAGUCCUGGCCAAGGCGGCACAUCCCCGCCUGUCAAGCGACGCGCGGCCCCUCUAGCGACCCUUGUGGAUCACCAACAGGCGCGUCAAGCAGUUCCGCAGGCCAACGCGGAUGGCGACGCUUCCAACACAAUCAAGUCAGCCGUUGUAGGUGCCCGUAGCGACGAUGCCGAAGCGUGGCAAGGUGCGGCGGCUUCAGCAUCAACAGCAGCAGCAGCAGCGUCGACUGCCGACGCAAAGCGUCACACCGGCGCAGCGUCCACCUCGCCGCGAGAGUCCAACUCGAAAGGACGCGCACCGACAAGCACAUCUGCCACCACCACCACACCUACUUCUGCUGCGGCGACAGGGGCUGGCGCCCUGUCUGCGUCUGUAGUCACCACCGUGACCGCAGAGGGAGUGUACAUUUCUGGCAAGCCGUUCCACGACUUCAUGAACGCCUACGCGGCUCGUGCGGCGCCGCCGUCAGAGUCCGCGUCACCGGCGGCAGCAGCCGCAACAGGUGGCGGUGUCACGGCGUCUCCUUCGGUCCUGACUACGGCGGGGAGCGGGGCAGCGGCGACGGCCACCACCGCGGCCGGAGCGCACAUCACCACCACCUUCCACCAAAACCCAUCGCAGUACAUCUCCGCGAUCGCAAGUCACGGAGACUUUGUGGCGGUCGGCGAUCGCACCGGGCGGGUGGUGGUGCUGCGGCAACGCGAGAUGGCGACCACGGCACGGCGCACGUUGUUGGAAGCGAUUCAGAAGAGUCAGGAGGCGGAGGGGCAGGAGGGACAUCGCGCUGCGGGUAGCGGCACCUCACCCACCACCUCCUCCACCCCUUCUCGUAAUGUCGGUGUGCUCAAUCACGUGAAGGACCCCUAUGAGUUUCACGUCGCGCAGCAGGCGUACGUACCGGUGAUUGACACACUCAACAGCGUGGAGGUAUCGCCCAACGUGACGGCGCUCGCCUUUCUGCCGCAGAGCAGCCACACCACCUACCUACUUGCGUCCAACGAAAAGGUGCCUAAGUUGUACAAGAUCAUGUCCGUGCGUGAGUCGGCGAACUCCUUCCGUGCGGUGGACAAGAUCGGCACGAAAACCAUCGGCCCCCUCACCGCGAGCUCCCGCGCCUCUACGGUGGCCAUGAAGCCCGUCGCGCGCUACGCCCUGAGCCACGAGUACAACAUUAACUCCAUCUGCCCCAUCGCCUUCAGCGACCAGUUCGCCACUGCCGAUGACGCUGCGGUGCUGCUGUGGUGCGCCGAGUACCCCGACACCUCGAUCGAGACAUUUGACCUGCGCUCGCCCUACGAGGACGGCCCACGGGACGCCAUCCGCUGCGUGCGCACCUUUCCCCACGAGCCGUUUCUCUUCUUUGUCGCCACCUCCGCCGGCACGGUGCGGGUCGUUGACACACGCCAGACGCUCCGCUGGCUGGAGCAGAGUGCGCAGGUCUUCUCAAACCCGACGCGCGAGGAGGACGAGCCGUUCAGCAACGUGACGAAUAGCAUCUGCGACUGCGCCCUCAGCCCGUCGGGUCGCUACAUCGCCGGACGCGACUUUAUGUCGGUGUGCCUGUGGGACAUCCGCAUGGCCGGCGGCGGCGGCUCGCGAAACGCUCCGUCCAGCCCGCGCCGCUCCAUCCCGGCUGCCCGCGCGGAUCAAGGACAAGACUGCGGGGUGGUGCGGCGCUGGGAGCUCUACCCGUCCCUCCGCCCCGAUCUCGAGAGCAUCUACCAAUCCAACUUGCUGUUUGAGCGCUUUGAUGUGCAGUUCUUAUCGGGCCAUCAGGUCUGCACGGGCGGCUUUAACAACACCCUGUACACCAUGAACGUGGAGGCGACGGGUGCCGACAGCAGUGCGGACAUCCGCACCUUCCAGCUGCCGAAAACGGAAGGCAUCUCCGACUUUCGUCGCACCACCGUCUCCGCCCACGCACCGGACGAGGACAGGGCGGGCACGGGGCAGGGUCUUGGCUCGCGCGUGACGCUCAUGACACGCCCCAGCAUGUCGAUGAGCGCCUCGUGUGGUAUGAUGGUGACAUGCGGGCAGGCGGUACUGCAGCUGAGCUACAGCGGCGUAUUGGCAUGA
Leptomonas pyrrhocoris is the source of this 2760-nucleotide messenger RNA. RefSeq names its product putative protein phosphatase 2A regulatory subunit. Gene Ontology annotation, molecular function: protein binding; protein phosphatase regulator activity. The transcript has a single exon. Gene Ontology annotation, cellular component: protein phosphatase type 2A complex; cytosol. Gene Ontology annotation, biological process: peptidyl-serine dephosphorylation. Lineage: Eukaryota; Euglenozoa; Kinetoplastea; Trypanosomatida; Trypanosomatidae. The record is from RefSeq and is a predicted model, not a curated record. Bases 283 to 2760 code for a protein of 825 amino acids.